UGCGGACCGAGCGGCGCGGGAGGGUGCGGAGCGGAGGCGGAGCGCGGCGAUGUGCAGGAUGUCGUUCAAGAAAGAAACACCACUUGCCAAUGCUGCGUUUUGGGCUGCAAGAAAAGGAAACCUGGCUCUCCUCCAGCUGCUGCUGAACAGUGGGCGAGUCGAUGUGGACUGCAAAGACAGCCUUGGCACAACAGCUCUGAUGGUAGCAUCUUACUAUGGCCACAUAGAUUGUGUGCGGGAAUUGGUGUUGCAAGGAGCAGAUAUCAAUCUGCAGAGAGAGUCAGGUGCAACUCCUCUGUUCUUUGCUGCACAGCAAGGCCACAAUGAUGUAGUGAAGUAUCUCUUUUCAUUUGGAGCCUCCACUGAAUUUAAGAAUAAAGAUGGAGGUACAGCUCUCCUGGCUGCCUGUCAGUACGGGCAUGCAAAAGUAGUGGAAACUCUGCUGAAGCACGGCGCCAACAUUCACGAUCARCUCUAUGAUGGAGCUUCUGCAAUUUUCCUGGCGGCACAAGGAGGCUAUCUGGAUGUCAUCCGAUUGCUGCUUUCUUCUGGAGCAAAGGUUAACCAGCCACGGCAGGAUGGGACAGCUCCCYUGUGGAUUGCCUCGCAGAUGGGUCACAGUGAAGUGGUGCGAGUGAUGCUGCUCCGGGGCGCUGAGCGCGACGCCGCACGGGAUGAUGGUACCACUGCUUUACUGAAGGCUGCCAUUAAAGGCUACAACAAUGUGAUAGAAGAGUUGCUGAAAUUCUCUCCCACGCUUGGCCUGCUGAAGAAUGGGACCUCUGCUCUCCACGCAGCCGUCCUGAGUGGCAAUGUGAGGACAGUGGCACUGCUCCUUGAGGCAGGAGCAGAUCCAUGCCUGAGGAACAAGGCAAAUGAACUGCCAGCAGAACUAACAAAAAAUGAACGCAUCCUCCGACUCCUUCGUGCAAAGGAAAAACAAAGGAAAAGCUAAUGCAGCCUUGUAGCAGAUGCAGUUUAACAGAGAUGUGCCCUGACCACAAGUAGCAUGACAGCGAUCCUAAGUUGGAACAGUUUACAGAACUGAUUAGCCUGUCCAGUACACGCUCCCUGAACGCACCAGGCCCUUGCCACAGGGUCACCAUGGGCUGGGGCCCUCGCCCGGCAUCACUGAAUGCAGGACCAUGAUGAGAGCAGGGGGUGGCCCAGGAGCUGCGUUUGCACUGCAGGACUGCCUGUCCUCCAGGAUCCCCCCAAUCCCAGCACCCCCGUUUGCUCCCCCAUGCAUCCCGGCUCAGGCAAGCACUCCUGCUGCUGCAGACACAUCCUCACACAAUCCUGGCCACACACCUGUAACAGUGUGGGUCGGGAGCACUCAGCCCUCCUGCUGGAAGGAUGCCCAGACCUUGCAGCUGUUUGGAUUCAGUUGGUCAUGGAGUGGCCUCAUGAUGCCUCUGCCUUCCCUUUGCUGACUGUGACCAUUCCUCUCUACCUCCAAGAGCCACGUGAGACUAGAGGUGAGAUCCCGCCUGAGCCAUCACAACAGCAAAAGUUCUGCCAGCCUAGUGCGGAGGUAACCUAUUUGUUACUACAUGAAGCUCCAGAAAAAUGAUCAAGAGUAUUACAAAUGAUGUCAAAACCUACCAACCAAACAAAAAGCAAGGGGAUGUUCUCUCAGUUGCACCAUCUUGAUCUGCCAAUCUGUCCAGCAACAGAAACACAGCGGAGCAGUUGAUUUUGAAAUGCCUACAUAGCAUAUGGGGAUCCUUCCCCAAACUUAUGUGCAUUUUUUGUGGGUGGAAGAGGUCUGGUUGCUGAGCAAACUAACCAGGGCAUUUUUCCACAGGUGCAAGUAUAUGAAAAAUUCAGCUGUCAGGCAUAACAAACAGCACAGAUGCUAUACAAGUGGUAUUUGUAUGUUCUGCAUCCAAAUAUGUGACACUAUGGUUUAGUACCCGCACCUACUAUGCAAAGCACUCAUUCCCCAGGUCUGUGACAGGAGCUAAGGGAGAAGUGCACAGUGUACAGGUGUUUCAACAGUUGGUGAGAGGGUUACACAUUGCCAUACCCAAGCAGGCCCACUAAUUAAUGCAGACAUGGAAAAUAAAGUCUGAAUAGSAGUUUUGGCCUUUGUUGUGGUUAAGAUACUUUGACAUGCUACUAGCACCUGUGUGGGGAAGGCAGUGCAAAUUGCAGGUGGUUUGUGAAGAGCUAUGUUUUACCCAUAUUGCUCUAAGACACCCCAUUAAAACCCUGUUGUUUUAGUAAUGAAAACAGUAUAUACCAUGUCCUGUUAGCCACAAAAACAUUAGAGAUGAAUUUAUAGUGAGUUGAGGUAAAARGUUAGUUAAUACAUAAAUCCAGGCACUUCACUUGUUUUCAAACCUUAGCAAAUUACUGAAGAAUUGCUUUAAAUGUUGAAGACAAGGAAGAUUGCAAGGACAUAAAAUAAUUAAUGCUUAAGAAAUGUCUGCCUAGGAUUCAGCUGAACUGCUGCACUUUUGCUUUSGUGAGUUGAAAGGAAAUCUUUAGGUGAGCUAGCACAAAUGAAUGUAGCUUACGUAUUGCAAAUUAGCCAUAUGUAUUAUCAAAUGACAAAGUUAUUCUUUUUGCGAAUAAGUUAGGUAAGAAGUCAGUGUUCUGGUGAAGAGAACAGAACUGGGUGUACCUUUUCUUGCAUGCUGGAAUUGCUAUUCAAUUUUUAUUCUGCAUUAAAUAGGAAAGCUUUACGUUUUCCAACAAUGAAAUAAGAAAAAAWUAUUUGUUUAAAUAAUUUAUGCUGCUGUAUUUUUAAAUUAAAAUAAUGUUGUGCCUAACAGAAACUUGCAGAUGAACUGGUACAGAACCAAAGAAUUAUGCAAGAUGCUUAGAGGAUGACUGUAUCCAGGGUUUAAGUUCUGCAAAAGACUAAAAAAGGCUGAGCAUGCAGAAAUCUCAAGAGCCUUAUUGGGAAUUUAAAUUGCACAACAUUACAAGGGACUGCUCUCUAACUUGUUUAACAAAUGACACUGGAGAGGAUGAGUUUAUUUGGAGCCUCCAGUGGGCUGAAGAUGAACAUACUAUUGUGAACAGUAGAGGGACUCUGUGCAGCCUGGUCUCRAUAUUGAGGUUUCACACUAAAUUUUAUACAGAUCAACAACUGGCAACAACCACACUCUCAAGGUGAAAAGCUCUUCAUAUUUGUAAAAGAGGAGAAUAAUCGUUAGAACGUCUUCAGUAGCUAUGCAAUAAAUACUCUUAAUAUCAGACAGGCUGUAGUAAUCACACAGUCCUCCUAAAAAUGUGGAAGYGUCCACUGUUGGUGAGGUUCUCCCAUUUUUUCCUGAUAGCAGAGCACAGGAGAGAGGACAAGGCAAGCCAACAGCWGCAACAGCUGAAGUAAGGAAGCUGAGACAACAAUAUGCAGGUGUCCAGUGUUUACAGGUGGCCCUUCCUUUCUGCCAGGUGUAUUUUCUUGGGAGAGUCUCAUCCCAAAGGGAGCAGUUACUCAGCAAAGAGCCUCUUCAGCUGUGCCUGUCCAUGGGAAGAUGCAUGUCUGCUCCUCACCACUUAGAGUAGGACUUUCCAAGGAUGUGUCCAGCUGUCUCUGUGAAUGGGCACUGCAGCUGGGGAUCUCAUGAAACAUAUGAAGAACACCUCGGUUCGUAUGUCCCAUACAGAGCAUCUGCUGACCUUCUGAGAGGAUGCGGUUACAAGUCUAUUUUUUUUUUUUUUUUUUGAGUGAUCUUGUGCUAUGAUGGACUUUUCUUAUUUCUAAACAUUUGAAACGUGGGGCUAGCACAGGUUAAAGAGAGAGAUUUGUUGCUCUCUUCUUACUCUCAUUAGUGCUGGCUGAUACAAUACACAGGCUGUCUGAGGGGCUACAUGGUGGAGAACAGGCAGAGAAGUCUUUCUCUGUCCCAGUCAGGCUGAAGUUGAAUCUAGCUUCAGCAAAAACACUAUUCAACAAAAAUGAGACUUWUGGAAUGGAAACCUUCCUAUCAGGAGGAUUUGUUUUAUCUCAGAGCCUUUGGAGAGAGGGAUGGUUUCAAUUUUGGGCUCCCUGUAACCCAAAGGUGCUUAUUCUGCCUGGAUAUGGGCUUGAAAGUUGCAAUACUGUUUAUCACCAUGCAAUUAAUGUUUUCACAAAGAAACCUUAAUAAUUCUUUGUAUUUAUGUAGUUGUUGUUAUCUUUGACGUGUUCAGUAAAUACUGCUGUGGUUUGUUUGUUGUAUUAAAACGGAAGCCCGUUUUCCCUU
Messenger RNA from Malurus melanocephalus (red-backed fairy wren), 4199 nucleotides. It is a transcript of the gene ANKRD29, whose product is annotated as ankyrin repeat domain 29. Gene Ontology annotation, molecular function: protein binding. The coding region runs from base 50 to 955 and encodes 301 amino acids. The record is from RefSeq and is a predicted model, not a curated record. The transcript is spliced from 10 exons. Lineage: Eukaryota; Metazoa; Chordata; Aves; Passeriformes; Maluridae.